AUGACCAACCUUGAAGACAUAAAUCUUAGCCACAAUCAACUCAAGGGUCAGUUGAGCGAUAUGUUUGGCAAAAAGAAAAACCCUUUUCUUCUUUGCAAACGUUACUGCCCAGUUUCACUAACUUAUGAACUGACUUACAGUGAUGUAUCCAACAAUCAACUAUCUGACAAGCUUCCAAAUUCAUUUGCAAAUCUUACAAAUUUAAACACUUUGCAUCUACAGAACAACCAAUUCACUGGUUCAAUAAAUGUCCUUACUGACCUUCCCCUCAAUGAUCUGAAUGUUGAGAAUAACGAAUUUACUGGAUGGAUUCCUAAUGAGUUGAAGGGGAUUGACAAUCUAAAAACCGGAGGAAAUUCUUGGUCAACUGGGCCAGCUCCUCCUCCACCCCCUGGUGUACAACACCGUCGCCGUCCCGCUACAGAAGAGAAGAAAAGUGAAGGUCCAAAGAAAUCUCUUCAGAAUGGAUUAAUUAUAGCUUUUUCAUGUUUAGGUGGACUUGCUCUUCUCCUUCUCCUUCUCCUUAUGUUUGCAUUUACAAGGAGAAGAAGGUCACCUCCCCCAUCCUCGCUUUUCCUCGAUGAUGAUAAGAUGAGUGGGCGUAAAGGUUUUACUCCCCUUCAUUCACAAGAGUUAGGCGCUGAAUCAUAUGCUGGCAUUUUGAAAGAACCCAAAGAUUUUAAGUCAAUGGAUCCAGGUAAUGGAGAUAUUAAGUCUUUGCUAAAAUCUCCAUCAAUGGGCCUUAGACGUUCGGUUUCAGGUCGUGUGUCCUUCAGUGAAAAUGAGUUUGCAAACCGUCUGAAAGGAAGAAGAAGCACUUCUGUUCAAGCUGUACCUUAUUCUUUGGCAGAUUUGCAGAAAAGUACUGAUAAUUUUGCACCAGGUCGACUUCUGGGCGAGGGCUCCAUUGGUCGUGUUUAUAGGGCAAAAUAUCCCGAUGGAAAGGUUUUAGCAGUGAAAAAGAUAGAUUCCUCACAUUUUCAAGGCCAGAAGCCUGAGGAAUUCUCAAAACUUGUUACAAACAUCUCUAAGCUUCACCAUCCUAACAUUGCUGAACUUGUUGGCUAUUGUUCAGAACAAGGGCAUAACAUGCUAAUACAUGACUAUUUCAGGAAUGGCUCACUUCAUGAGUUCCUACAUUUAUCAGAUGACUUCAGCAAACCCCUAACUUGGAAUACCAGAGUUAGAAUAGCUUUAGGUGUAUCCAGGGCUAUUGAGUAUCUCCAUGACGUUUGUUCUCCAUCUAUAGUUCAUAAGAACAUCAAGUCAUCCAAUAUUUUGCUUGAUCUUGAACUCAAUCCUCAUCUAUCUGACUACGGCAUGGCAAGCUUUCAUCUGCGUACAAGCCAGAACCUCGGGAUGGGUUACAAUGCUCCAGAAUGUGCACAACCAUCAGCAUACACACUAAAGAGUGAUGUUUACAGUUUCGGGGUGGUAAUGUUAGAACUAUUGACUGGUCGGAUGCCUUUGGAUAAUCAAAGACCAAGAUCAGAACAGUGCUUAGUGAAAUGGGCCAGACCUCAGCUUCAUGACAAUGAUGCACUGGCAGGAAUGGUUGAUCCUGCCUUGAGGGGCCUCUAUCCUCCCAAAUCACUCCCUCCAUUUGCUGAUAUUGUUGCCCUCUGUAUACAGUUGGAUCCUAAUCUUAGAUCUUCAAUAGCUGAGGUGGUACAGGCAUUGGUACGAUUAGUUCAACAAUCAACCAUAAACAUGAGAGAAGAUCUUUCAGCUUCUUGCCGGACAAACGACUCUGAAUAUUAAUAUGUUUGACUCUUGCCAUUAUUAUUAUUUAUUAUUCUUUUUGUUUUUGGUUCCAUAGAUUAUUGUCAUUCUACUGUAUAAAUUUCUAGCACAUUUAAGUUGAGAAGAGCUUUUUUUUU
Gossypium raimondii (Peruvian cotton) is the source of this 1880-nucleotide messenger RNA. RefSeq names its product protein STRUBBELIG-RECEPTOR FAMILY 5. The record is from RefSeq and is a predicted model, not a curated record. Gene Ontology annotation, biological process: protein phosphorylation. The coding region runs from base 1 to 1761 and encodes 586 amino acids. Gene Ontology annotation, molecular function: protein kinase activity; protein binding; ATP binding. The transcript has 12 exons. NCBI's taxonomy places the organism in Eukaryota, Viridiplantae, Streptophyta, Magnoliopsida, Malvales, Malvaceae.